AUUUCUAGGACCAACAUUGACUGCACUAAAAUUAUAACGACGACAUGAGCACUGCGCAGGUGUUAAAAUGAAAUGUAAAUUUUAUGACUUUCUAUAGCAACGGUAAAAAUAACCAAACAAACAUUACCAUGUGAUGAAAAUAGAUCCAAAAGAUUCAUUAAAACAAUAUUGUGAGAAUAUGGGAAAUUGUGGAGGUUCUUGUUGCAAAUGCAAAAGUUUUAAAUCGUUCACCGGUCCUGUGUCUAUUUUGAUACUUGGUUUGGAGGGAUCGGGUAAAACUGAAAUUGGCUAUUUUCUGAGUAAGAAACAAAGACUGGAUUUUUCACAGACAAACGGUUCACAAACUUACCGUUUUAAUGUAAGCACUACACCUGUUAACUUGAAUGAAAUAGGCGGAUCAGCGGAUAUCCGAUCGUUAUGGGUUCAUUAUUAUAGAGAAGCUCUUGGUGCCAUAUUCGUAAUUGACUCAUCCAACUUUGAUUCAUUUACAGUCGCCCGUUCAUUAUUGGCUCAACUCUACCAUAACAAAUACAUGAGCGGAAAGCCAAUUCUAAUUGUAGCAAACAAACAGGACAGCAAUGAUUUCGUGGACAUUAUAGACAUUUCGAGAGUAUUUUCCAUUGAGAAAUUAGCUAAUAAAACAAGAACACCGACACUCAUUUGCUCGUCUGGUACAAAUCAACGAAACGAAUUGUUAGAUGGUUUGGAAUGGAUGAUUCAACUAAUAUUGGACAAUAUAAAAAUCAUACGAAAUCGAAUCAAAUUCUUUGACACAGUUUCAUUGAGUCGAUUCAGCGAAAGAACAAUCGAUCGACCAAGGACUAGUCGUGAAAGACGAAUUUUGAAGGAAAAUAUGCAAUUAGAACGUCCUCAAUCGGCUCCGUCACAAAUUAAAAUUGGUAAUACGUAUCUGGUCAAUGCAUUGCCUGCGACACCAAUGAUGAGGAAACGGCAUGAAGAACUUAAUGUGGAAAAUAUAGAAAAUGAUGCAAACGUUGAAAUUAGUUGAUCGAUUACAAAAAAAGACACGUUUCACAUUACGAAAAGGAUGAGAAAAACUAAUAAAAUAGA
This is a messenger RNA of Bradysia coprophila, 1071 nucleotides long. RefSeq names its product ADP-ribosylation factor-like protein 6. Gene Ontology annotation, cellular component: non-motile cilium; ciliary membrane. Gene Ontology annotation, molecular function: GTPase activity; GTP binding. The record is from RefSeq and is a predicted model, not a curated record. NCBI's taxonomy places the organism in Eukaryota, Metazoa, Arthropoda, Insecta, Diptera, Sciaridae. Gene Ontology annotation, biological process: non-motile cilium assembly; receptor localization to non-motile cilium.